This is a messenger RNA of Aspergillus melleus, 522 nucleotides long. RefSeq lists its product as uncharacterized. The record is from RefSeq and is a predicted model, not a curated record. The transcript has a single exon. Lineage: Eukaryota; Fungi; Ascomycota; Eurotiomycetes; Eurotiales; Aspergillaceae. The coding region runs from base 1 to 522 and encodes 173 amino acids.
AUGUGGAAACGAACCAUCCCCACCGUCCGGAAAACCGUCUCCGAGAGGCUACUAAGCACCAGCACCAGCCGAAGCCCUCGCUCCCUACGCCCUGACAACCCCAUCCUCACGACCCCCCAACACCCCCGGACCCUAAGCACAACACCCCUCCUCCGCAAAGAGAAUCCCAAAACAUACGACAGCAACGAGCGCGAAAAGCUCGACCCGAUGAGCAACGAAGUCACGAAAUCCGGCACCGACGACGAAGUAGCGCGUUCCUCGACCUCCUACGAUUCAUCGAACACAGCGCCCGAGAGUGAACUCGCGGCCGGCGAGAAACAACGCAUGGAGGAAGGGAAGCCUGGGAAUCCGCUUGAUGUGAGCCCGGCGAAUCCGGAGGUUAGUGCGUGGAGGAGGCCGACGGAGGGGCAGCCGGAACAGGGGCGUGAGAAACAGCGUGGCCAGACGGGGAGAGGUACGGUGAGGAAGAAUCGGAAGGUUGAGGUUAAGGAGGAUGGGUCGCAUGUUGCGUAUAGUCAAUAG